AUGCCAAGCAAUGGCAUUACAGACACGGAAUCUCAGACAGAGACUUUUGCCGAAGAUGCGGAAUGCCAAGCCUCCCCAAUCGAACAAUGCGAUCAAUCAACGCAGGUCGAGCCGAGAAUGCAAAUGAGCCGGGAGGUGCAAACGGAUAAGAAACUUAGAACGAUCGCAGACGCAACCCACCACGAGGCAACACCCUAUACAGACAACCGACAUCCAAAUUCAGCAGGACGAACCAACGACAAGCAGAGACGGCAAGCGCCGCCUAGGCAAAAACCAACUUACCCACCUUGA
Molecule: messenger RNA, 291 nt
Organism: Necator americanus (New World hookworm)
Lineage: Eukaryota; Metazoa; Nematoda; Chromadorea; Rhabditida; Ancylostomatidae
Exons: 1
Coding region: 1-291 (96 amino acids)
Source: RefSeq, a predicted model, not a curated record